Pygocentrus nattereri (red-bellied piranha) is the source of this 1115-nucleotide messenger RNA. RefSeq names its product trafficking regulator of GLUT4 1-like. The record is from RefSeq and is a predicted model, not a curated record. NCBI's taxonomy places the organism in Eukaryota, Metazoa, Chordata, Actinopteri, Characiformes, Serrasalmidae. Gene Ontology annotation, cellular component: membrane. The transcript is spliced from 2 exons. The coding region runs from base 174 to 674 and encodes 166 amino acids.
UAUUUGAUAAAGAGCAGGCGCGUAUGACGGUGCAAGUUUGUUGGAAAAGCAGAGCAGCAGCCGGGAAAAGUGUAGCAGGAGAAAAGCAAGAGGGAGAAAGUGAGCACAGAGCAGAGGAGUGCACAGAGAAGUGAGAGAAGGUGUUCAGAGCCAAAUAAAAGAGCAAAGCCGAAAUGGACCCCAGCAAGUCACCAAGUGCCCCUCCGUCUGGCUGGAAUGCUGGAGAGAAGGCAGGCAUGGAUCAGCCUCCACCAUACCAGGACUACAGCGCUGGCUACAAUCCAGCUCCAGGCUAUCCCAACCAGACUGGCUACCCUCAGGGCCAGCCUUAUGGAGCUCCGUAUCAGGGUCAGGCUCAGGGUCCGUACCCUGGUCAGCCCGCGGUGACUGUGCAGCCUACGAUCUACGUGGCCGCCGGUCCACUGGCUCAGCCCUUGCCUGACUACCUGGGCUACUCCAUCUUCACCAUGCUGUGCUGCUGCUUGCCACUGGGCGUUGCUGCUCUCGUGUUCUCAGUGAACACUCGAGAGGCCAACGUGUCCGGCAACAGACCUCAGGCCGAGAGGAGCUCACGGAUGGCGCGCAUCUUGAACAACACAGCACUGGGGAUUGGAAUCGUCUUCAUCGUCCUGUACUUGGUGCUUUACAUCACAGUCUUUGCGGUCUCGCGCUAAACCACCAUCCAUCGUCUUCGCCGCGCACCUUCAUCUUCACCAUAAUGAAAGCCAAUUAAAGACGAAGGGGGUUUCUGAAGACCAUACGAGUCGUUCAUUUGUUUAUUUUGAAUAAGCAUUUGUUUUUGAUAUCAACACGUGUGUAAUAAUCGUCUGUUUAAAAUUGCACGUUCCGCAGCUCGCUUCAUACGCUUUGUAGAUGUGUGUCGCUUAGCAGUUCAGAUCAACUAGACGACUUGAAUGAAAUGGAAAGGAAGUUUCUUUCUUGUCUUCUUAUGCCUUUCCUGAAAUGAACGCAUUUUGAUUAAAAUGCAUUUCCAACAUGCAGUGAUUUACAGUACGUCUUUAAAGCUAAAAGAGUUACGCAUGGAUAGUGAAUUAAACUUGCUUUUGAUUUCAAAAUGCAAAAUAUAUAUGUUGAAUAAAGGCUUUUUGUAAUAA